CGCAGAGCCACACGUGCUGGCUUUUUGAGCACAAGACGUCUGAUCAAUCGUCUGCGGACCGCGACGCCAUCGCUGCGGCAGCGAGAGUGCAAACUGAGAGCUGUGGAAGCCACACACUGUAGCCACUGUGCAGCCACUGUGCCACAGAUCCAUCGCAGCGAUGCAUUUAUACGCCCUACUGCUGGCAGGAGCCACAUCGCUCAAACCACUCACCGGCCGCGUCGCAUUGGUGACGGGCGCAUCUAGGGGAAUUGGCAAGGGCAUCGCGCUGGAGCUCGGCGCCGCCGGUUGUACAGUAUACUGCGCCGCGCGGUCGUCUCGACAGACGGGUUUUGUUUCGGAUGAUCGACCCGUCGCGGCGAGCGUCGGUGAAUUGACGGUGGAGCAGACGGCCGAGGACGUCACUUUGAAUGGUGGCAAAGGCAUUCCAGUGCCCUGCGACUGCUCCGACGAGAAGGCCAUCGAGGAGGUCAUCGCGAGGAUACGUAGUGAUGAAGGGAGACUCGAUGUCAUUGUCCCGUCAGCGUUUGCCACACCCCCGAAACUAGCCGAUGCCGCAUUUCGUGAUGAUUUUUGGAAGCAGGGCAUGGAGAUGUGGGACUGCUGCCACGGGGUCGGUUUAAGGGGCACCUACGCUACUCUGCUCAAAGCGACACCGUUGCUCAUCGAAACCGCACAAAAAUACGAUACAAGGCCGCUCGCUUGUUUAAUCUCUUCCUUCGGCGGCCAGGCGUACACGUUCAACGUGGCCUAUGGGGUCGGUAAAGCGGCUACGGACCGAUUAGCGAGGGAUGCUUCCGCUCAAUUAUCAAAACAUGACGUCGACACGAUAUCCUUGUAUCCUGGUGUUGUUGCAACUGAAGGCAACCUCGAGAUGGAGGAACGCGGCGAGUGGGCCGCCGCGUCGGGUGGCUUGGAUCUGGCGAAGGCCGAGUCUCCUAGAUUCUCGGGGCGGGCGGUCGUCGCAUUGUUGCGACAACCGGAGUACUGCUCCGAAAACACGGGGUCGUACCAGGUCGUGUCCGAGCUGGCGUCGCAGUUUGAUUUUACGGAUGUGGAUGGGCGGCGGGCGCCGUCCAUCAGGUCGCUGCAGUAUUUGGUACCGAACUUCCUGCUGACCGACGCGAAGAUUGCUGACAUGCCAGCGUGGCAGCGGGGGUUGGCUCGGCGGUUCCGGGACGAGUGGACGCCCGAUUAUUUGCUGCCCUGGGGCGUGUUCUCCGGGGGGCCGCCGCCGGAGAAGACGUCAUAAGUUUAUGUUUAG
Molecule: messenger RNA, 1264 nt
Organism: Pelagomonas calceolata
Lineage: Eukaryota; Pelagophyceae; Pelagomonadales; Pelagomonadaceae
Source: the annotation of a GenBank genome assembly